This is a messenger RNA of Cylicocyclus nassatus, 460 nucleotides long. The record is from the annotation of a GenBank genome assembly. Lineage: Eukaryota; Metazoa; Nematoda; Chromadorea; Rhabditida; Strongylidae.
UAUUCAGAUGGCACAGAAACCACUGACUUAUAAGCAGAAAGCAGGCAUUUCGUUCAUUGCACAAGAUGAUCCUCCUUUCAUAAAAGAAAUGAAAAAGAAGAUGGGCUUUCAAGAGGGUCCCAAGCUGGAAGAUAAGUUCCAAGAUGAAGCUGGACCAACUGAUAUAGAUGAUCCCGAAACCGAACUUUUAAGGAUGAAAGAGGAAGAUCGACCUCAGGUUGUUAUCUUGGACCCUGAAACAGAUCUGUCUCGGGAAGAAAUGAACAAAGAACUGGCGGCUAAACAAAAGGAAGAAGACGAGCGAAAAAUUGCCGAAGGUAAGAUCACCUUCAAGAAGCCGGUUAAGAGAGCGCCUGAGGGUGACACCAAGGAGAAGGAAGAGGUCAAAGAAAAGAAGAAACGAGGUGAAGAAGUGAAGCAGCCUGAUAGUCGACUACUCUCUCUUGCUAAGCAGAUGUGA